AUGCUCGACACGAUGAGGUCGUCCGCAGGGUCGCGCGACAGCGACUUGAAGAACCAAAACGGUACUCAAUUGGAGAUGACCGCUACCCACACACCGCCGAGCGAGCUUGAGAAGGGAGUGCAACUGGUGCCUGCGCCCAGUCGCGGACCAGAAGUUCACACGAGAAUGAAUAUGAAACUCUUCAUGACACUCACCUGCAUGUCUUUUCUCUGGAUCGGCUCGCAAAUUCCGUUGUUCAUAUACGGCUCCGUCCUACCUCUCAUCUACCAAGACAUUGGUGGAGCUGAUCGAUACUCGUGGUUCGUUAUCGCGUACCUCAUUCCUAAUGCAGCUCUGUGCCCAUUUGUUGGUGCGCUCUCAGAUGUGUUCGGUCGGCGCAAUGUGGCUAUUGUUGGGCAAGUAUGCCUCAUCGUGGGACCCAUCAUCACUGCAACUGCAAAUUCGAUGAACAUUGCCAUUGCUGGCAAUGUCUUUGCGGGCAUUGGUGCCGGUCUCAAUGAAUUGAUUGCACUAGCUGGUACUGGCGAGAUCGUUCCAGUGAAGGACCGCGGCAAGUACGUCGGCGCCGUGGUGCUCACCAUCCUACCGUUCUGCCCGUCGGUUCUCUAUGCCCAAUUGAUUUCCCAGGACAGCGACUGGAGGUACUGCGGUAUCUUGAUCGGAGUGUGGAACUUCAUCGGUCUCGUGCUCUGCAUCUUUUGCUACAAGGAUCCGUCCCGCCUCAAUGAUGAGUACACAGCCCGCCAUGUCAUGGGAAAGAUAGAUUGGCUUGGAGGUUUCCUUAGCAUUACAGGUGUUACCCUCUUCAUUAUGGGCUUGCAAUGGGGAGCUGUUCAAUACGCAUGGGGCAGCGCUCACAACCUUGCGCCGCUACUUCUCGGUCUCGCCCUCAUCGCUGCUUUCUUUGUGUGGGAGGUAUACGCGCCCCACCCCAUGGUACCAAGGGCCUUGUUCAGCAAGGCUAAGAAGACUAUGAUAAUCAUUCUUCUGAUUACCUUCCUCAGUGGUGGCAACUUCUUUGCGUUGCUAAUCUUUUGGCCCACUGAGGUGUACAAUGUCUAUGGCGAUGACCCGCUCGGUGUCGGUAUCCGUUCAUUGCCCAUUGGUUUCGGUAUCAUCGGAGGCGCGGUUAUCUGCCUCGUCCUCAUUCCGGUAACCAAGGGUCGCAUCCGUGCUCUCAUGAUCUUCUUCACAGCCUUGAUGACAGGUGCCACCGGUGCCAUGGCAAUUGCAACGCCGUACAACCUUUCCGCCGUCUACGCCGUCAUAACAUUUGCAUCGAUCGGCGUGGGUGGUGUCAUCAUCCCGUGCACCAUCAUCGCACAGAUAGCAUGCCCCGAUGACCAAAUAGGAACUAUUACCGCAAUAACACUCAGCAUCCGUUACAUUGGCGGUGCCAUCGGGUACGGCGUUUACACGAACAUCUUCUUCCACAAAGUCACGGAAAAUCUCACCAAGAUGGCGACCGAGACGCUCGCUGCGAAGUUCAUUAUCAACGCGGGUACUCCAUCGGGUCUUGCUACCCUCAAAAACGUCGUCGGACUUCUCGGUCACGCGGACUUCAACGAAGUCAAGCACAUCUUCGCUACAAGCAAGGAUGUUUUGCAACCCAAUCUGUAUCCGUUGGUUGUGCAAAAGUCUCAGGAGGCCUUUGCCUUGGCAUACCAAUGGCCGUACUUCAUCAGUAUUGCCUUCGGUGGCCUUUGCUUCAUCCUCAGUUUCUUCGUUGGAGACAUCGGUCCACUUCUGGACGCUCACGUUGCCCAUGCACUCUAA
Molecule: messenger RNA, 1776 nt
Organism: Parastagonospora nodorum SN15
Lineage: Eukaryota; Fungi; Ascomycota; Dothideomycetes; Pleosporales; Phaeosphaeriaceae
Exons: 5
Coding region: 1-1776 (591 amino acids)
Biological process (GO): transmembrane transport
Cellular component (GO): membrane
Molecular function (GO): transmembrane transporter activity
Source: RefSeq, a predicted model, not a curated record